UUAAACCGAAACACCGGAAACUCGGUGACGAGGAAGAAAGCUAGCGAUUGUUUUUGGUAGAAGUUUUACAUUCCUCGUUAUUAAGACUACGGUGUCUCAAAACCUCAAUGAUGUCGGGAUCAUCCAGCAUUGUGGCGAUAAAGAAAAUUGUUCUACAGUUACGCCUUGAAGCUGGCGUAAACAGGGUUAAGGUUUCCCAGGCCGCAGCGGACCUGCAGCAGUUUUGCCUUCAGAACGCCCAGCAGGACCCUCUGCUCACCGGCACGUCCUCCAGCAACAACCCGUUUAGACCGCAGCAAGUCUGCUCCUUCCUGUAGCACCGACCCGCUGCCUCUGUGAGUAAUUACCCUUACCAGUAAGGUUUUGGACAUCGGAACGCCUUGUUGGAACAUGGCUGCAGGACCUGCGCUGUGGACUGGAGUCAUCUCGGGUGCAUUCAGGAAUUUGUUGAUAAGCAACCGUUUUCUUUUUUUUUUUACUUUUGCCUUUGUAAAAUCGCAAAUGGAAACAUUUCCAGGUGUUUAUGUAGCAUAAAUGCAGAAGUAAUUAAUCUAUAUCAACACACAUGUUGGCCUUUUGAAUUGUAUUGUACAUUUUCCAUUCCUGAUUUUGAAAAUGAAUGGUAUUUACACAUUUUAAA
Molecule: messenger RNA, 640 nt
Organism: Etheostoma cragini (Arkansas darter)
Lineage: Eukaryota; Metazoa; Chordata; Actinopteri; Perciformes; Percidae
Product: guanine nucleotide-binding protein G(I)/G(S)/G(O) subunit gamma-5-like
Exons: 3
Coding region: 108-317 (69 amino acids)
Biological process (GO): G protein-coupled receptor signaling pathway
Cellular component (GO): heterotrimeric G-protein complex
Molecular function (GO): G-protein beta-subunit binding
Source: RefSeq, a predicted model, not a curated record